Messenger RNA from Alligator mississippiensis (American alligator), 5688 nucleotides. It is a transcript of the gene BRSK2, whose product is annotated as BR serine/threonine kinase 2. Gene Ontology annotation, molecular function: protein serine/threonine kinase activity; ATP binding; tau-protein kinase activity. Gene Ontology annotation, cellular component: cytoplasm. The transcript is spliced from 23 exons. Gene Ontology annotation, biological process: intracellular signal transduction; protein phosphorylation; microtubule cytoskeleton organization. NCBI's taxonomy places the organism in Eukaryota, Metazoa, Chordata, Crocodylia, Alligatoridae. The record is from RefSeq and is a predicted model, not a curated record. The coding region runs from base 384 to 2645 and encodes 753 amino acids.
AGCUGGGCUGAGCGAGGCAAUCAGGGCAGCUAAACCCUGAAAGCCACAGGCAGCAGGCCCCAGCCACUGCAGCUCUUAAAAACCAGGUCUAGCCUGCAGUCUCCUUGUCAUGCAAAGGUGGCCCUGUGAUGAAUACCAACAGAACUUGACCCCCAUGAAUCUGGGGAAUGCCCUGUGCCUGGUGACACUGUUUCCUUUGUCAGGGCCGAAGAGGAAAGGAACCAGAAUACCUUCUGGCAGCUUCUCAUAGCCCCUGCCACUGACACACAGACCACCUUCCACUUCUGGUCACAGCAUGGGGAGCAGAAGAGAACGCACUCCUCUUCCUGGUCCCGGCCUGGGGACCUGAACAGCACUUACCCUUCCUCUUGGUUCUAGCUGAGAUGGUGAUACUGCUGAGCCAGAGCCUGCAGCAGAAAGGUUCCCCAAGAGCUUCCUACGUGUUUGAGGAAUCCUUGCGCACAAUGCCUCUGCGUGCAACCCAGAGGAGGACGUCACAACCACCAGGGCUUGUGAAGUUGGGGGUUCACUGUGUAACAUGUCAAAAGGUCGCGAUAAAAAUUGUCAACAGAGAGAAGCUCAGCGAGUCGGUGCUAAUGAAGGUGGAGCGGGAAAUAGCCAUCCUGAAGUUGAUAGAACAUCCUCACGUUUUAAAGCUGCAUGACGUUUAUGAAAAUAAAAAAUAUUUGUAUUUGGUGCUAGAACAUGUGUCAGGUGGGGAGCUCUUCGACUAUCUUGUAAAAAAAGGAAGAUUAACACCAAAAGAAGCCAGAAAGUUCUUCCGACAAAUCAUAUCCGCUUUAGACUUCUGCCAUAGUCAUUCAAUAUGCCACAGGGACUUAAAACCAGAAAACUUACUGUUGGAUGAAAAGAACAAUAUCCGGAUAGCAGACUUCGGAAUGGCAUCACUGCAGGUUGGGGACAGCUUAUUAGAAACCAGCUGUGGAUCACCACAUUAUGCCUGUCCCGAAGUAAUCCGGGGAGAAAAAUACGAUGGAAGAAAAGCAGAUGUCUGGAGCUGUGGUGUCAUUUUGUUCGCAUUGUUAGUGGGUGCCCUGCCAUUUGACGAUGACAAUUUGCGGCAGCUCUUGGAAAAGGUGAAGCGCGGAGUGUUCCACAUGCCACAUUUUAUCCCCCCAGACUGUCAGAACCUCUUGCGGGGGAUGAUUGAAGUGGAUGCCUCGAAACGUCUCACGCUAGAACACAUUCAGAAACACAUAUGGUAUAUAGGGGGUAAGAACGAGCCAGAACCAGAGCAACCAGUUCCUCGAAAGGUCCAGAUUCGAUCUCUCCCUUCCCUGGAAGAUAUUGAUCCAGAUGUGUUAGAUAGCAUGCACUCAUUAGGCUGCUUCCGUGACCGAAAUAAACUCUUACAGGACUUGUUGUCAGAAGAAGAAAACCAAGAGAAAAUGAUUUAUUUUCUUCUCCUGGAUCGUAAAGAGAGGUAUCCCAGUCAUGAGGAUGAGGACCUGCCCCCCAGGAAUGAAAUAGAUCCCCCCAGGAAACGUGUGGACUCCCCGAUGCUGAACAGACAUGGGAAGCGGCGGCCAGAGAGGAAGUCGAUGGAGGUUCUCAGUGUGACAGAUGGCGGCUCCCCAGUCCCAGCUCGCAGAGCUAUUGAAAUGGCACAACAUGGACAGAGUAAAACAAUGUUCAGUAAAAGCCUGGAUAUCUCUGAAGCCAAUCCCAAAUUCAACAAAGAAGAAAGGUCUCGGUCGAUCAGCGGAGCUUCAUCUGGCCUCUCCACCAGCCCCCUCAGCAGUCCAAGGGUCACCCCUCACCCCUCUCCAAGGGGAAGUCCCCUCCCUACCCCCAAGGGGACACCUGUCCAUACGCCAAAGGAGAGCCCAGCAGGUACACCCAACCCAACGCCACCAUCCAGCCCCAGCAUUGGAGGAAUGCCCUGGAGGACACGACUCAACUCCAUCAAGAACAGCUUCCUGGGGUCUCCUCGCUUCCAUCGCCGGAAACUGCAAGUACCUACACCGGAGGAGAUGUCCAAUUUAACCCCAGAAUCUUCCCCAGAGCUUGCCAAAAAAUCCUGGUUUGGUAACUUCAUCAACCUAGAAAAAGAAGAACAGAUCUUUGUGGUCAUUAAGGACAAACCGCUAAGCUCCAUCAAGGCUGACAUUGUCCACGCUUUCCUUUCGAUCCCCAGCCUCAGUCACAGCGUCAUCUCACAGACAAGUUUCCGUGCAGAAUACAAGUCCACGGGAGGUCCCGCUGUCUUCCAGAAGCCGGUGAAGUUCCAGGUGGACAUAACAUACACGGAAGGGGGCGAGGCCCAGAAGGAGAAUGGGAUCUACUCGGUCACUUUCACACUCUUAUCAGGUCCAAGCCGUCGCUUUAAGAGGGUAGUAGAAACCAUUCAGGCACAGUUGUUAAGCACACAUGACCAGCCUUCAGUGCAGCAAUUAUCAGACACCACUAACUGUAUGGAGUUGAUGACUGGCAGACUUUCCAAAUGUGACGAGAAGAACGGGCAGGUGAGCCACCCCCCCGGCACGCCAACCAAGCAUAGCGCAAACAGCAAGCGGAGCGAUUCCGAUGCUAAUGACUAUGGGUCUAGAGGAGACAAUAAGUACCCCGCUGGCAAAGACAAGGCAAAGAUGGUCUCAUCGGUCGGCCUACAAGACCAACCUUAAAUAAACAUACUUAAAAAAAUAAAUUAAAUAACUUUAAAAAAGCAAGAAAGAAUGAAAGAAUAUUCCUUAGCAAGCUAGCCUCUAAACUAGAAGGAUGUAUAUACCUUGCCACAACAGUACAAAACUGUCUAUAGACAAAUUUUGUAUGAAGGAAUGACUGUAUAUAUAUACAUAUAUAUAUUUAUAUAUGAUAUAUAAUAUAUAUCUCAGAAACAAACACAAAAAUAAAAAACAAAAAAAAAAAAAAAGAAAGCAAAGAAAAGGUAGCACAGAUGACAAAACCCAGUUCGCCAGAUCUUGGGUUGUGGGUUUUUUUUUCCUUUUCUUUUUUUGGUUUUGUUAUUUUUUUUCUUCUCCCCAUUUUUGGACUAUUUUUUUCCCCAUUUUUCCCUCCUGAUUUCUUUUUCUUUUGUUUUUGUUUCUUGUUCCGUUCAUGCUCUCUGUGUUUCUGACGACACCACUUGUUUCCGCUCUGCUACCAGGAAUUAUCCCGAAAAGUUAACAUGCCAGCCACGGCUUCACCUUCUGUGCUCUGCGGACACUUGUUGACGGAAGGCAACCGAUGUAGACUGUCCAAGGACCAGUCCUGUUUGAGGUUCCCAGCCUCUCCCCCUCCCUCUGGGAAAUGGGUUUCUCCCCCACGCUCCCACCCCCAAACGCCUCCCCAACACACGCUUUUUCUCUUUUUCUUUUUGGUGCUCCACGAGAGAGAUCUGCUCAGUAAUGGGAUUGCACGGUCUGGGCUGGAAGCAGGUUGCAAUUGUUGGAACGACAUCAUUGUUCUUGACAACAUUCAUCUGUGCAGGUGAACUCAGAGGUGAAGGGGGAGGGGGGCGCGAAACAAAGGGAGGAAAUGGUACAAGAAGCCUAGGGCGCACUGUCUUCAGAGACCACCAAGGAACGAGUCAAAUCAAAGCAUUGAACCAAGAAAGUUACUGGAGAGCUCCAGUGGGGGAAUAUUCUCAGAUGUCUUUUUCCUCCCCCCACCGCCCUUUCUUCUUCCUUUCUUUAUUUUGUUUUUUUUUAAUUGAGUUUAGUUUUUUUAUAUACUCUAUAAUUUUUCUUUUCAACCUGCUGGAGGGAGACAAGAUAGACUUGGGGGGGUAGGGAUAGCAAACAAACACAAACGAAUAUUGAAACUUAGGGAAAAGGCAACGUCUGGCCGCAAAGAUGAGGGACAGGAUCCUACCUAGCCAAGGACAGUCUCUCCUGCUGCCAACCAUCGUUGCCGUUGCUGCUACUGCUGCUCCUUCUUCUCCACCUUCUACCCUGCCUAUCGACUCCCUCCAACCAUGCCGCAACCGCAUUGAGAUCUUCCUCCCCCAGCCGGACCCUCCGUCUCAUCGCGCAUUUGGAUGCAAUCUUCGUGUCGCUAGUGCUGCAUCAAAAUAUCAGUAUUAUUAUUUAUUUGCUGGUUUCACUUUAUUUAUUUGAUGUGUUGGGUUGUUUUGUUUAAUUUUUUUUAAAGACAAAGAGAAGAGAAUUAUUAUGAGGAUUAUUUCUGUUGUUUCCGUGUGUGUGCGUGUGUAAACCACUGGCACUUAGUUCAUCUGAGCAAGACAAGAAGGGUCAGUGCUAUGGGCGAGUUAAUCACAAAGCUACUGUAAACUUUAAAAAGUACUGCAAGAUAUUUUUAUAAACUCUUUUUGUUUAGAAAGGGGGCUAGGGGGUGGGGUAGGGUGGAUGGGGGACUGUUUUUUGUGUUUAAGUUAUUAGGUCUUGAUUAUUUAUAUAUACAUAUAUAUAUUUAAAAAAAUAAGCUGUUAGAUAUAUCUUCUGUUCUGUUUAAUUACUGUGUAGAGGCGACACGGAUUCCUAUUUAUGUUGGGGAGGGGGAAAAAAGACAUGAAGGCCCUUAAAUGUUCAUCUUGUGAACUCUACAAUUUUCUCUCUUUUUUUCGUCUUUUUUUUCUCCCCCCUGAGGUACAUGACAAAGGGUAACUUAUUGUGGCCCAAGUUCCAAGGUUAAACAAAUCAAACACAGUUUUUAUGCGUCGAAGACAAAAACACAAUGAGAAGUACUUCUUUACUGAGAUUUAAGAAUGUAGGCUUAGCAUUAGUGUGCAAUUCUCUUAUGACCUUUGAUUGCUGUUUGUUGGGUUCCUAUGGGUGUAUGUUGUACCACAAGAUUUUUUUUUCUUUUUGAUGAUAAUGUUGGAUGGUUUCUCUCUCUCUCUCUCUCUCUCUCUCUCUCGUUUUUCUUCCUUUCUUUUCUUUCUUUUUUUGGUGAUUGUCGUUGUUCUUUAUUUUAAUUUCCCCCCUCUUGGAUCAGUUUUACUUGUACAUAGGUUUGAAGAUUGAAAAAAAAGAGGCAAUUUUUUUAACAACACAUUUAGGGCAAUGACCUUUCACCCUUGCCCUUUGACCCCCAUCCCCCAAAUGGGAGGGAUUUGGUUUCUUUUUUUGUUUUUUGGGUUUUUUUCUUUCUUUCUUUUCCCUGUUCUCCAACUUUUUCUCUUGUAUUGCUGUAUGCAUGUCAGGCGCCAGGGCUGAUGGCCAGGGAUGGGGGGGAAGGCAAGGGUGCAGGAGAGGGGGACAGUUUUAAUUGCAUGACAUUGCUGUAAAUUAGUCUCUUUUGCUUUUGUUGUCUUUCCUGCCUCCACCCACUCUACACCUCUCCUCCAAGCUCCCCUCCCAUGCGCCUCCCCCUCUUUUCCCUCCUUUCUCUUCCCUUGUGUAUAGAUUUUGAUGCUUCUGUUACAUUGUACCUCUACAAAAGGCUGGGAUUUCAAUACAAAAUAAUAAUAAUAAUUAAAAAACCUAUAUCAGUAAAACCCAUGUGGUACAAGCAGGAAGGGGAUUACUUACACAAGAUAUAAGAAUAAACGAAAGCAAUACCUCUUGUUAUCCUUCCUAUUUUGUACUCUGAUGACACACGCGCACACACAUACACACACACACACACACACACACACAUAUAUACAGACACAAACUGACAUUAUUUAACAGUUUAAAAUGGACAAAAAAAGAUCUGAUGUAUCCCUUGUUAAAUAACUGUGAGCAACUUUAGUUCAAAAACCAAUAAAUUCAUUCAGUAAAGAUA